This is a messenger RNA of Vigna radiata var. radiata (mung bean), 1173 nucleotides long. RefSeq names its product ethylene-responsive transcription factor 1B-like. The record is from RefSeq and is a predicted model, not a curated record. Bases 204 to 842 code for a protein of 212 amino acids. Gene Ontology annotation, molecular function: DNA binding; DNA-binding transcription factor activity. NCBI's taxonomy places the organism in Eukaryota, Viridiplantae, Streptophyta, Magnoliopsida, Fabales, Fabaceae. Gene Ontology annotation, biological process: regulation of DNA-templated transcription; ethylene-activated signaling pathway. The transcript has a single exon.
AACAAAACAAGGACAUAAUAAAUUAAUUAUUUAAAUGAUAUAUUUAAUACUUUUGCAUCACGUCACAUACCUAUAGAUAAAUGAUAAACCCCCUGAAUUAAACAAAUCAAAAUAAUAUUUGGUCCGAGGCAAAUAAAUUGCUGUCAAGAGGAGAAGGAAGAUGAAGAAACAGACAGGAGUUAGUUGUCUACAAACCUAGUACUAUGUCUUCCCCUUUCUUUCAGAGCCCAUAUUGGGACAUGAUCAUGCAGAUGCAGGAGCCUUCAGAAAUUUUGUUCCAACCGUUGUCAUCUAAUGAUGUUCUUGACCCUCUACACGAUUCUCUUUCCUUCGACAUGGUUGACUUCUCUACAGCUCCAGCAGAAGGAAACCACAAAGAGGCAAAGAAAUUGGUGGUUGAGUCUGAGGUGAAGAAUAGGGAUAGGUCAUACAUAGGUGUGAGGAAAAGGCCUUGGGGAAAAUUUGCUGCAGAAAUCAGAGACACGACAAGGAGUGGGAAAAGGGUUUGGCUUGGAACCUUUGAGAGUGCAGAAGCUGCUGCUUUAGCUUAUGACCAAGCUGCAUUUUCCAUGAGAGGCCAUAAUGCUGUACUCAAUUUUCCUGUCAAAAGAGUUAAAGAGUCUUUGCAAGAGAUCCAAUAUACCUGCUUCAAUGGCACUUCUCCUGCACUUGCACUCAAGGCGAGGCACUGCAAGAAAAAACACUUUUCAAAAGCAAAAGAGUGUAAAGGGAAAGAGAAAUCAAAGCCAUGUGUAGUGGUAUUAGAAGAUUUGGGAGUCGACUAUCUAGAGCAACUUCUUAGCAUAUCAGAUCAAAGUGCAAGCCCUACCUACUUCAACUAAAUCUUGCCCACUAUUUCUUUUUUCUUUUUCCUUUUGUUUUUGUCUAUUUUACAUAAUCAACAAUUUCCAUCUUGGCAUUUGUAUGUAUUAUGAUCUCUCGUUACUAAUAUACAAGUCCAGUGCCAAUUCUUCUGUUAUGGUAUCCAAUUAGAAAAUUUCUAUAAGAAUUAUUUGAUCCAUUAAUUAAUGUGAUUCAAUCCUUACUGCAGCAAUUGGGAGCAUGAACUUCUGUAGUGAAUUACAUUUUGUCGACUCUACUCUUUAGUUGAACCUGAAUUCAUUCUUCUAGAAUAUUCAUGCUGGCACCUACAUUUUCGAUGCCUUUCUUAUA